AUGAGAGUCCAAACCAAUGCAAUUAACAUUGUAGAACGAACUUCUGCGUACCUCAAAUCUGGGUUAUUGAAGAAUACUCCUGCAUGGUAUGAAGUUGUUGCAAAGAUUCCACCAACGAAAAAAUUCACGAGAGAACCAAGAUUAAUUAAUCCAUCAACAAAUGAAGACUUAGCAGUUCUAAGAGAUAAUCGUGAAGCAGUAAAUAAAAAGGGAUUUUAUAAGACUAGACCAAAUAAAUUGGAUAGGAAAGUCAACUCAAAUAAGCUUUACAAACCACCCAAAUUGCAAUAUGUUGAAGAUCAAUUACGUACUUUAUUCUUCGAUCAACACCCCUGGGAAUUAUCUAGACCCAAAAUACUGGUUGAGAAUUCAUUAGAAGAAAGAUUUGAUUGGAGUCACAUACAGCAACUUGGCAAACCACUGGAUGGAGAAAGUGUUGUGCAGAGGACAAUGUACCUUUUGAAAACAGACAAGAUGGACAUGAUUACAGCGUACAAUCAAGCACGUUUUGAAUUUUACCGUUUCAGGAUACAACAAGAAGUAGAGGAGCAAGUCGCACAAGAGGAAGCGGAAAUGUUUGGCUCAGUCUUUAACCAGUCCAUGAUAGAUUUUGGUAUUGAAAAGGAACAGAAGGUGAUCCAACAAUGGAAAAAGAAAGCUGAACAGGAAACUGAACUGGUGGCUGCUAGACGUGCCAACCCAUCAGAUUCGUGGAUCAGUGCUGAAGCUGGAGCGACUGAAGAAAAUUUGGACGAGCAAGGAAGCGAGCUUUUGGAGCUUUAA
Naumovozyma castellii is the source of this 783-nucleotide messenger RNA. It is a transcript of the gene RSM25, whose product is annotated as mitochondrial 37S ribosomal protein mS23. The record is from RefSeq and is a predicted model, not a curated record. Lineage: Eukaryota; Fungi; Ascomycota; Saccharomycetes; Saccharomycetales; Saccharomycetaceae. The transcript has a single exon. Bases 1 to 783 code for a protein of 260 amino acids.